AAUUUCUCAUGAGAAUUUCACCCUAUAAAAAUAGGGCAAUAACUGUAUUCUAUUAUCCAGUAUUGUUAUUGAUCCUCUGAGAUCUUCAUCUGAGAUGUCUGCUAAUAUGGCCAUUGUGAUUUUCGGCGUGCUUUUUUGUCUCAUCAAUGUUGGGCUUUGUGCCCCAGCACGUAAUGAAAGUCUCCAAGGAAAAUCCCUGAGCUUUGAAGGGCAAACAGAUUCUAGUUAUGUUAUCUUAUAUCCAGAAAAAUCCCCUGACCUGGAUGCCUUCACACUUUGCCUCCGGCUAUCUUCUGAGUUCACCAGUGACCGUGAAAUGAUUCUGUUCUCCUACUUUGGUGAUGGAGCUGAUCAACUGAAUCUAUGGAGAGAGCUGGAUGGGCGUUUCUCAUUAUACCUUGGAAACAGUUUUUUUGGAGUGUCAUUCUCUCUACCCCAGAUCAGCACAUUUGGCACCCAACUUUGCGUCACAUGGGAGUCUUCAUCUGGUACCACUGCCUUCUGGGUUGAUGGUAAAAUGUCAGUGAGAAAAACAUAUCUUCAAAACCACAGGGUGCGUCUUGGUGGGACUGUAAUACUCGGGCAAGAUCAGGAUACCCAAGGGGGAAAAUUUGAUAAAUUGCAAAGCUUUGUGGGUGAAAUCACUGACGUCCAUCUGUGGGAUUAUGUUGUGUCACGUGAAUCCAUCAAUAAGAAAUUUGCUAAAGUUGGGAAUGUUAUCGAUUGGGGGUCAGUUACCUACGAAACUGUAGGGAAAGUAAAGAUACAUGAAAGUUAGGAAAAAUGUAUGUAGAAGAGCAGUCAUAGUCAAGUUCUGGAGAGGACCCUGACAUGCAGACAAGAUGGGGCCUUUAAACUGGAGUUUGGACAGUAUGUGAAUAAGCAAUGUCAAACUUGCAAACCUUCAGCUGUUGUUGAGCUACAACUCCUAGUUCCAGCAUCCCAACCCAACUUCAACAACACCAGAAGGCCCACUAGUUGGACAUUGCUAAUCUAUACCCUGAAAAAACCUAACUAAUUGGUAUACAAUAUAAUACAGAGUUACCCAGAUAUUACUUAGAGGCGUACUUUUGUGAUGCUGUCCCAUCAAGAUAUCCCGCCUCAAUGACAUUGUUGGAACUCCGUAACAAUGCCAUGGAAAAUAAAACAAAAUGACAUCUAGUCUGGUCACCAUCUCAAAAUCUACAGUUAUUCCACCCAAGUAAAAUGUGUAGUAUUUAGUAGAAAUAUGUCUAAAGCAACUGGACUUUCUAAGUUUUCUUGAAGACUUUCCACCACUCGUCCAAGUGGCUUUUUCAGUUCUGAACUUGCAAAGUCCAGUUGCUUUAGACUUACUUCUAUUAGAUACCGUAUUUCAUGGCCCGGAUGAAUGAAAAUCAUCAUACAUGUAAAAUGUCCUGUUUUCUAUCAUCACUGUUUUUACCUCCAGUAGGCCCUCUUAUGCUGCGGGUCAGGGCCCUCUCUCCUGCUCUCUGCCCCAGAAAUGCUCACUUAUUUAAUCGUAUUGUAUUUAUUUUGGAGUGUUCAGUUCCCCUUUAAAAUUAGAAUUAAACAGAUCUUUGGUCCUGCAUUGUGCAACCAGAUACAAAUUCCAAACAACAAUGUUCACAACCAAGGUUUUGCAGCAAACAUACUGUACAGCAAAUUUGUGAGGCUGGGCAGAGAACUCAAAUUAAUUUUGCUUGUCGGCAAAAGCAAAUUGUUUUUGGGAAAGGGGGAGGCUUAGUGACAUAAAAUUGCUCCAGCCCAUCAUCAGUUGUGAGACUAUAUGUAUACAAAGUAGGGUGACUGGGCCCAUCAGAGAGCUGUUGCUAGUUAGAGCAAUUAUACUUUCAUUUGUUUCAUCUUUUUACAUUUCCUUUAAAUGUGAGAACUGUGUAAUUUGAAUGUUAAUGGGCAAUUGAACACUUAAAAAUAAGUAUGUAAAAUUUCUUGGCAUGUUUUGAGAGCUUGUGCAGAUGCUCUUUUGUUGUUUUUACCAUGAUAUUAGCAGUUUUACACUUCUUUUAUCAAGCAAUGUCAGUCAGCAGCAAGGGCAAGAAAGGUUUUACACUGUGUAUUAAAGGGAUUUAGACUGAGAAAGAGGAGAUAGUUCUUUACAUUUUCAAAUAACCGGUAAGGCUCCAUCUAGAAUAGCAAAAUCAGUUUUGGUCUUCAGUGCUUAGAAGAGACAAAGUGCAAAGUGGUUUCCAGUACAAAGAAGAUUAAGCUAGCAAAGGGUAUGGAAGGUGUCCGUUAUGAAGGGAACUAUAAUAUGAUAAAUAUGAUAUAAUAACUAUUUAUAAAUAUAUAAAUACACAAGGGGACUGUAUAAUAAACUGUCUGAUGCUUUUUAUUUACCAGUAGGUUCUUCCAGCAGAUAUGAUUACAUUCCGAAUACAAGAAAGGAGUUUGUAUUUUAAUAUUUGUAGGAGGCUUUACAGUGAGAGCUGUGACAUUGUGGAAUUCUCUCCCUCAAUCAGCUGCAUUGGCCGAUGCAUUAAAUAGAUUCAAGAAGGGGUUGAAAGGAAUAAAAAAAUACAGGGUUAUUGAUAUGAAUUGAUGAGUAUUGAUGGGUCAAUCUGCCUGGUAUAAAAGAGGUGUUCGCCUUCUGAAAGUAUUCCCUAGUUACA
This is a messenger RNA of Xenopus laevis (African clawed frog), 2612 nucleotides long. Its product is annotated as pentraxin fusion protein. The record is from RefSeq and is a predicted model, not a curated record. The transcript has 2 exons. Lineage: Eukaryota; Metazoa; Chordata; Amphibia; Anura; Pipidae. Bases 95 to 778 code for a protein of 227 amino acids.